This is a messenger RNA of Lingula anatina, 2151 nucleotides long. RefSeq names its product T-complex protein 1 subunit delta. The record is from RefSeq and is a predicted model, not a curated record. Gene Ontology annotation, molecular function: ATP-dependent protein folding chaperone; ATP binding; ATP hydrolysis activity. Gene Ontology annotation, biological process: protein folding. NCBI's taxonomy places the organism in Eukaryota, Metazoa, Brachiopoda, Lingulata, Lingulida, Lingulidae.
GCGUUAAGUGGAAGCCAUAUUGGAAGCACAGAUUUACUAGAAGGUUCAGUCCCAAAAUCCAGUAAAAUCAUUAGAUUUUUAAGAGCAUCGUACCCUUUAUUUAUUUCAGUUACACAUUAAAAGCUUUGAUCUUUCACCAUGUCGAAAGGGAAAACGCAACAACCUAGUAGUCGGUCAGAAUACAGGGACAGAGAGAAGCCAACUGCAGUGAGGGACAGUAAUAUUACUGCAGCGAAAGCGGUUGCCGAUGCCAUCCGAACAAGUCUAGGCCCAAGGGGCAUGGACAAAAUGAUCCAGUCUGCCAAUGGAGAUGUGACCAUUACAAAUGAUGGGGCCACAAUUCUCAAACAAAUGCAAGUGUUGCAUCCAGCAGCUAAAAUGCUGGUGGAACUUUCCAAAGCCCAAGAUGUUGAAGCUGGAGAUGGCACCACAUCUGUUGUUGUCAUUGCUGGAAGUUUUCUUGAUGCCAGUGCCAAGCUAUUAGCCAAAGGUAUCCAUCCAACAACUAUAUCUGAAGCGUUUCAGUCGGCAGCAGUAAAAUGUUGUGAAAUUCUGGAGUCCACAAUGGCAACAAAAGUAGAACUAAGUGAUCGUGCCUCUUUACUUAAGAGUGCCUCCACUUCUCUCAAUUCUAAGGUUGUAUCACAAUACUCCAGUUCCCUUUCACCAAUUGCUGUGGAUGCAGUUUUAAAAGUGGUAGACCCAGCAUCAGAUACAAAUGUAGACUUAAGGGACAUCAGGGUUGUCAAAAAGCUUGGGGGCACAGUAGAUGACACGGAGCUCAUUGAUGGUGUUGUCUUUACACAGAGAACUGCUGGCAGUGGGGGUCCAAAUAAAGUGGAAAAAGCAAAGAUUGGUUUAAUACAGUUUUGUAUUUCACCACCAAAAACUGAUAUGGAGAACAAUGUGAUUAUUUCUGACUAUGCACAAAUGGACAGAAUAAUGAAAGAAGAGAGAACAUAUAUCCUCAAUAUUGUAAAACAGAUAAAGAAAGCUGGCUGUAAUGUCCUCCUAAUACAAAAGUCCAUCUUGAGGGAUGCUGUAAGUGAUUUAGCUCUACAUUUUCUGGCCAAAAUGAAAAUCUUGGUGAUAAAAGAUAUAGAAAGGGAAGACAUAGAGUUUUAUUGCAAGAGUUUGGGCUGCAAACCAAUUGCGAGUCUCGAUCAUUUCCAACCUGAUAUGUUGGCUGCUGCAGAUCUGGUGGAAGAAGUCCAAACUGGAAGCAGCAAGAUAGUCAAGGUCACUGGCAUACAAAGUGGGGGCAGGUCCGUCAGUAUUCUGGUCAGAGGGUCCAACAAAUUGGUCUUGGAGGAGGCUGACCGAUCAAUUCAUGAUGCUCUCUGUGUCAUAAGAUGUUUAGUGAAGAAGAGAGCCCUUAUAGCUGGUGGUGGAGCCCCGGAGAUUGAGUUGUCUCUGAGGUUGAGAGAGUACUCCCACACCCUCACUGGCAUGGAACAGUACUGCUUCAGAGCAUUUGCUGACGCCCUGGAGAUUGUUCCCUUCACUCUUGCUGAAAACGCAGGUCUCAAUCCCAUUGCCACAGUCACAGAGCUCAGGAAUAGGCAUGCACAGGGCGAGAAGACAGCUGGGAUAAAUGUCAGAAAGGGUUGUAUAACUAACAUCCUUGAAGAGAAUGUAGUUCAGCCUCUGCUGGUGUCCACCAGUGCAGUGACAUUAGCUGCUGAGACGGUCAGGAGCAUAAUGAAGAUUGAUGACAUUGUAAAUACAAGAUAACAAAAGGAUGGAUAAUUUCGGCAGCCUCUGAUACAAGGACCACGGCCUGUGAACAAUAUUUCCAUAUUUGAAGUGGGAUUAUUAGGCUACAGUUUCUGUCAUUCAAAUUAAUUUCACCUGAAUGCAAAGACUUCAAUGGCCGACCUGCUUUACUGCCGCUCAACUGACAUUUAUUCCAAGAACUAGUGCCACAUUUUGAUUUGUAUUGCCAAGCAGUGGUGUUGGUUUGGCACAUGUCCAUAAACUUUUGUUUUAUACAAUCAUGCUGAGCAUAACAUUCGUCGAUCAGUUAUUGCUUUAUAUUCAUUUGUUAUUACUCGCCUGUUAUAAUAAUUCUCCAGGUUUUGUUUGCAUAGUCAUUGUUUUUCUUGUCUAGUGAAAAGUAUCUUUGCAGUGUAAUAAAGAAGCAAGUCAAUA